AUGUAUGAUACCAUACGCGACUCAGUCUUGGGACAACUCAUACGAUUAGCAACAAAGAACAAAGUCUUGCUAUACGAGGAAGAGCGCAACCCCGAAAUAUGGCAGAAGUAUGUGCACAGAGAGAAGUCUGCCAACAUGGCACAGCAUGGUCAAACAGAGUUGCCUGAAGAAGUAUCAGAGAAACAAGAAGAUGGUCCAGAUACACCCGUUCGACGCGACUCGUCUCCGAACUCUUCUAGCUCAACCUCAACAGCUGUUGGCAAUGAUGACUUGCACAAAGGCAGACCAGUCGAUCAAGAGAAAGGGAAGGAUGUCUAUGUCGUGGACUGGUAUGGACCUGAUGAUCAGGAGAACCCCAAAAACUGGAGCCGCCCGAAGAGGUUCUGGACGACCUUCCUCAUUUGCCUACUCACAUUCUCUGUCUACGUAGGCAGCAGCAUCUAUACAGCAGGCCUCAACGACAUUACAAGAGUCUUCGGUGUCAGUCGAGUCGCUGCCACCUUGGGUCUUACCCUCUUCGUGGUCGCUUACGGCAUUGGCCCCAUGGUCUUCGCGCCGCUCUCAGAGAUACCGGCCAUCGGUCGCAAUCCCGUCUACAUUGGUACGCUAGCACUCUUCGUGGUCCUCCAGGUGCCGACCGCUUUGGCUGUCAAUUUCGGAAUGCUGUUAGCUUUUCGAUUCCUGACUGGUUUCAUUGGAUCUCCAUCAUUAGCCACAGGUGGUGCGUCCAUUGGCGACAUGUACAGCCCUGCGAAAAGAACGUAUGGCAUCGCUCUCGGACCACUCCUCGGUGGGUUCGCCGCCGAAGCCAGGGGAUGGACAUGGACGAUCUGGGAGCUGAUGUGGUUGAGCGGCUUCUGUCUCGCCGUCUUGGUUCCGUUUCUGCCUGAGACGUCCUCGGCUAAUAUCCUUUACCGCCGUGCCCGUCGACUUCGGAAGCUGACUGGUAACGACAAACUCGUUUCUGAAGGUGAAAUUGCGGGAGCGGAUAUGAAGCCUAUGAAUAUGGUGCGCAUGACUCUGGUCCGGCCAUUCACCUUAUCUCUUUUCGAACCGAUCUGUUUCUGCCUGAAUCUUUACAUUGCUCUCGUUUACGGGCUGCUCUAUGUUUGGUUCGAGUCCUUCCCGAUUGUGUUUAUUGAAAUCUAUGGAUUUUCUCUUGGCACUCAAGGCCUUGCAUUUUUGGGCAUCCUGGUUGGUACGUUGGUCACUAUACCGCCAUUUGUCUGGUAUCAACACAAAUAUAUCGAGCCCAAAUUCAACGACAAGGGAGAGCUCCAGCCUGAAUGGCGACUACCCCCGAGCUUUGUGGGUGCUUUUGCAAUACCCAUCUGUCUUUUCUGGUUCGGAUGGAGCUCACGACCGACCGUUCAUUGGAUGAUGCCCAUUGUCGGAUCUGGAUUCUUCUCCGUUGGAACUUUCCUUCUGUUUAAUUCAGUGCUCAACUAUCUAUCCGAUGCAUAUCCGGAAUAUGCGGCAAGCGUGUUAGCAGGAAAUGACUUCUUCCGAUCUUGUUUUGGAGCAGGCUUUCCGCUCUUUGCAACCGCAAUGUAUCAAUACCUUGGUGUUGGAUGGGCUUCGUCGACGUUGGCAUUCCUUUCGAUCGCUUUCAUUCCCAUACCGUUCGUCCUAUUCAAAUAUGGCACAGCGAUUCGCAGGAAGUCCAAGCAUGCUAGACAGGACUUCUAA
Lithohypha guttulata is the source of this 1689-nucleotide messenger RNA. Its product is annotated as GTPase-activating protein. Gene Ontology annotation, molecular function: fluconazole transmembrane transporter activity. Gene Ontology annotation, cellular component: plasma membrane. The record is from RefSeq and is a predicted model, not a curated record. The coding region runs from base 1 to 1689 and encodes 562 amino acids. The transcript is spliced from 4 exons. Lineage: Eukaryota; Fungi; Ascomycota; Eurotiomycetes; Chaetothyriales; Trichomeriaceae. Gene Ontology annotation, biological process: xenobiotic detoxification by transmembrane export across the plasma membrane.